AAUGAUGAACACUGUAUCGUCUACGAUGACUCUGCAAUUGAGCGUCUCCUUGAUAGAAGUCAACAAGGCAUGCAAGAGAAGAUGAUGGAGAUGAACGACUAUCUGAGUUCAUUUAAAGUGGCCCAUUAUGAGCGCAAGGAGGUCAUUAAGCAGGAGAUCGACCCAGCAGAUCCAACCUAUUGGGAAAAGCUGCUUAGGCACCACUUCGAGCAGGCUCAAGAGGAUCAGUCUCGGGCUCUUGGUAAGGGAAAACGAGUUCGAAAACAGGUUAAUUAUUCUACUACGCAUGAGGAUGAAGCUGAUUGGAAUGAAGGCAUGAGCGACCAGGACAGUGACUUUUCUAACAAGACUUAA
Protopolystoma xenopodis is the source of this 354-nucleotide messenger RNA. The record is from the annotation of a GenBank genome assembly. Lineage: Eukaryota; Metazoa; Platyhelminthes; Monogenea; Polystomatidea; Polystomatidae.